GGUGUGCGUUCCAUCCGCGUUGUGCAUCGCCUCUCCUGUUCGCUUUGCUUGCUUGCUUGCGAGUCGCUCGCAAAACAUCACCCAUUCAUUCGCUAGUCGCCGUGUCUGCGGUCAAGUCCAAACGCCGUCGUCGCGUCGCGUAUACCUACUUUCGCCGUCUGUUGAUGUGUGAAGAUUUUUUUGCUGGAUUAGCAGUGAUUUUUUGGUGAAAAUUAUCGCUUCCAAUGCGUAAAUAGUGAAACGGAAUACUGUGCUCCUGGAAGUGGAUUAUACUGCGAAGUGUGAAAAUUGGGGCUCGAAGCAUGAAGCCGUCCGAACGUUUCCCUGACGGUAGUAGGUAAUGGAGGAAAAAUUGGCAACAUGGGAAAAAUAAAAAGUUUCCCUUUUGCUUCUUGAGACCCACGGUGCAAAGCUUUCUCAUUACUUUGUGUGCUUAGCCGGAGGUAAUUAAACUGGAGAAAAAAGUGGAUUAUCGUCUGCGGAGAAAAAAUACGAUUGUGUUGCUUUUGAAAUUGUGUUCUCAAGUGCUGCAAAAAAGUUGAGCAAAGAAAAAAAAACUGCGAAGAGGCGAGACGACAGCGAGGAAAACGCUUUUGGAUACCGAAUUUUGCGGCCAUCUUUCCAUCGUCGUCGCCGUCGUUGUUGUUGUUGUUGUUGCUGCUUUCUGCCCUGCUGCGUACGUGUGCAGAGAGCUGGCGAAGCCAGCAGAAGAAGAACCUUUUCGACGACGACGGAACAAGCGGAGAGUGUUGCUCCGUGAACGUGUGAAAGUGUGAGUGCGUCGCAUUCUGGCUUGGCGUCGUCGUGUGCGUGUAUUUUGGGGCUGGUGGAUCAAAAUUUUCGUGGAAAACCCAAAGUGGGUCGCUUGCUGCGGCCAGUGAAUCGCCCGACCGAAAGAAGUGAAAAAAGCAAACAAAAGGGGGCACGUCAGACCCUUGAAGGUUGUUCAAAGUGUUAAUCGAAAUAAAAAAAAAGCUGAAUCAUUUGCGCUGAUGCGUAACCGCUUCGAGAAGCAAAGCCAAAGUGAAUCAAAAAGUCGAUUUGGAUUAAAAGUGUAAAUCAAACAGCAGAAGAAGAAUGUCUUCGCAAACGACCACAGCACCGCCAACGGCGGCUGCUGCUUCUUCUGGUGCAGCUGCUGCUGCUGCGGCUUCGGCAACUGCGGCCGCUUCCGCUGCUGCCUCCGCCGCCGCCACCGGUACCAACAUGGAAACCGACGAUCUGGUGGAUCCGAUGAAUGAUUUUCUGCCGCUGCUGCCGGAGAACAUCAAGCAGGAGCUGUUCGAGGGCACUGCUGCGGCCGCUGCCGCCGCCGCUGCUGACAAGGGCACGGCCAAUCCGUGCGAUAGCGCUGAGAACAAGGGUGACGGCCUACCGGAAACCGCCUCCGCGGAUACACAGAUCCAGACUAAGUGCGUCUGGUGUCAGCAGAUCCUGGCCACCACCGAUCGCCCAAAACUGCUCGAAUGCCUGCACGUGGCGUGCGAUCCCUGCAUGAAGCAAAAAUUCUCCGACCUGCCGCACAACGCCCCGGUCCUAUACUGCCCGGUGUGCAAAAUGGAAUCCCGGAUGGAGUUCAUCAUCGACAAUGUGUUCCUCAGCGAAAGCACGGCCGACGACAACCCCGGCAGCGUCGAGUCCACCAAGGACAUGAUCAAGUGCAGUAGUUGCUCGGACGAUGCCAUCGCCACGUCAUGGUGCGUCGAGUGUGCGGAAUUUAUCUGUGAUAGCUGCGUGCAGGCCCAUCAGCGACUGAAAAUCACCAAGGAACACACGAUCAAACCGAAGGAGGCGGCCUGCAGCGAAACGCCCGGAAGCAGCGGUCUCUCCGGGAAGAGCAUCAUGUGUCACAUACACUCGCAGGAAAAACUAUCGCUCUACUGCGAGACGUGCGACCGGCUCACGUGUCGCGAUUGCCAACUGGUGGACCACCGGGAUCACAAGUACAAGUUCGCCAACGAGAUUGCCAGCGAAACGCGGAACGCCCUCCAAGGGUUGCUCAGCGAGAUCGGCUACAAGAAGGUGCUGCUGUCCAGUGCCAUGAAGGUGAUAGACGACCGGCAGGCGCUGAUAACCGAGAAGAAGAAGGAACUGUCCAAAGAGAUUGCCGAUCUGGUGGUGAAGCUGACCAACGCCGUGAAUCUGCGGGGCAAGCAGCUGGUCUACCGGUUGAAUCAGGUGUGCGACACAAAGCUACAGGUUCUGAACGAGAAGAAGGAAGCUCUCCAGCUAUUAUCCGGCCACACGGACCACUGCAUCGAGUUUGUACAGUGUGCCCUGGAAAAGGGCAGCGACAGCGCCGUGCUGUACAGUAAAAAGACCCUGGCGAGGCACUUGCAAAAGGUGAAAUGUCAGCGAGCCGAUAUCCCAAAUCCGGAGAUACCGGUUCGGGUGCAGUUGUUCCUAUCGAAUGUUCCUGAGCUUCAGAAUGUCAUCGCUCGGAUUGGUACAAUCCUGGUCGACGGAAAGGUUUACCCACCACCGCCGGGACCGGCCAGUGCAGCCGGUGUUCCACAAGUUCCUGGAGCAGUUCAAAACAGGUCCAAACAGCCCAGUCCUAACAUCACACCUCCUCUGCGACCGGGAAUGCCCGGUCCAGGAAUGACGUCGCUAUCUGCCAACAGUUCAAACGGCCCUGGAGGCUUCCCCAAUGUGCCACCCAUGUACAAUGGCAAUGGAGGAGUUCCGGUGGGAGGCCCUUUCCCACCCAACCAUCCGAUGGGACGUUCGUUCGCACAGGAAAACGGUCCCGGAGGUGGUUUCGGACGGUUUCCAAUGGGUCCUCCGCAUGGGAUGCCACCCCAGCAGCACGUCAGUUCCUCCACGCAUCCUCAGAAUAUGGAUUUACGUAACCUCUUGAGUCAUCAAAAACCGAGUGGACCCAACCGUGGUUCGCCCAACAAUGCUCCGACUUCGGCUGGCAAUGCUAAUGUUGGUAAUCAAUUUAACACAGCUAACUUCAUGGGUAGCGUUCCGCCCGGUUCAGCAGGUCCCCAGCACCGGAUGGCCGCCCAGAUGGGCGGUGCCCCUCCCGGUUAUCUAGCGGCCGCAGGCCACCAAAACUUCAAUCAAGGACAACCCGGUGGCCCCAACAGCAACGGCAUGGGCAUGGGUGGCAACAAUCCACGGUUCCAGAACUUCCAAAGAUUUACCAUGCCUCCAGCCGCCAUGCGGCACAUGAUGGGAAAUAAUACCUCUACUCUCCUCACACCAAAGCAGCAAGCGGCAAUGCGGUAUCCCGGCCAGCAGACUCCACCCGGGUACAACCCAAACUCUCCGCAACCCGGCCAAAUGCAACCGCAGCAUCCGAGUGGGAGCGCCGCCGGAGGCGGUGGCGGAGGGGGAGGCGCCAAGUGGCACAUCCCCCAGAACAUGCAGGGACAGCAGAAUAACGGAUUCGGUGGCCCUUCUGGACUGCACCUUUUUGGGAACGGACCCAAUGAGUCGUUCAAAAUACCCUUGAAAUCCCCCGACACAAUGCGGAAUUCUCUCAUGAUGAACGGCGGCAAUGUAGGCCCGGGAGGCCCCGGAGGUCCCAAUCAGAUGGCGCACCUCCAUCAGCAACAACAACAACAUCAACAGCAACAGCAACAACUCCAGCAACAGCAGCAACAAGCAAACCAUCACCUCCAGCAGCUGCAGAAUGCGCUUCCAAAUGUUAGUUCCACCAAUCCUAAGACCCCCUCGCCCAGUACGAAUGAGCCCGGAAAAGACUUUGCCGAAUCGAUCGACAAAACGUGCGAGGAUUCGGUCAACGACCUGAUGGCGACCAUCGCCAAGCUGGACUCGAACGGUGUCCAGGUCCUGCCGGAGGGUCACCGGGGUAAAACCACCUCGCCGCAGGUGCACAGUUCGACGGAUCUCAACAACAGCGGCAUGGUGGCCGGUGCCGGCGCCAGCGUCCUGGUGGACGACAAAAGCCUCCCCAAGGAGCUGGACCCAAACGAAGACUGGUGUGCGGUGUGUAUGGACGGCGGUGAGCUGAUGUGCUGUGAUAAGUGUCCCAAAGUGUUCCACCAGACGUGUCACAUACCGGUGAUCGACAGUCUGCCGGACGAGAGCGAAACCUGGCAGUGUUUGCUGUGCUACAACUUUGCCGAUCUGCCACCAGAACCGAUGGGUGAAAAGCGAAACAUAGGAAUCACCCCACUAGAACUGAAAAUCCUUCAAAGGAUUAUACUGGAGCUUUUCUGUCAGUAUGAAACGAGCAUGCCGUUCCGACAUCUGGAGCCGGAAAUCAACAAAGCGUACUAUGACAUUGUGUGCAACCCUAUUUCACUAACGAUGAUUCGGGACAAACUGGAGAUGAGCAAAUCUGACCACUACACCGAUAUUGCAUCAUUCAUUGCCGACAUCAGGCGAUUAUUCAACAACGUGUAUCUGUUCUAUCAGGAGGACAGCAUCACCUACAAGAACGCCCACAAGCUGGAAAAGUUCUUCGAGCAGCAACUGGCCAAGUGGUUGCCGAAGUACCUGGAGACUGAGACCUUCGUCGACGACUACCAUCUACAGAACCCGGCCAAGCGCAUCAAGAUCAUGCAAGAAGAUUAACAGUCGCUGCCGGGCGGUGGCAGCACCAUUGGGACGCAUGCGCCGCAUCACCAACAACAACAACAACCUCCUCAACAAUUACCACCAGCAACAGCAGCAGCGGCAGCUGCGCCACAACAACCGCAGCAAAGCAACCAGCGGCAGCAUUUUUUUCAGCACCAACAGCAAGACAUGCACCUCCAGCAACAGAAAUUUCAAUCCCCUGGAUCCAGCGAUGGAUCCAGGGUCACCGACGGUACAACCAACAGCUGCAGCAGUAUUACCGCUGCAGCAACAGCAACAACCGCAAUCGCAGCAACAGUGGGAGCAGCACCAGCAGCAGCAACAUCAACGGCGGACACCGGAGGAAGUGCAGAGGACGGUCGAGCCCUGCAGCAGCAAGACGGGAGGCCUCGUUCAAGGGAGAACCAAACGGGUGCGCAAAAUGCGCAUGGAGGUGGACUGGACGCUGUUGCUGCUGCCACCGUCGCCGAAGGAUCGACGCCGCAAGAAGCGGAAACCGGGGCCUAAAAAGGGUAAGCUGGGUUUGGAUAAGAAGUUAAAAAGGAAAAAGAAGAAGAAGGUGGAAGUACCGUCACCUCAGGAAGGGACGUCUAAGGAAGUGAAGAGGAAAAGGCGAAUGAAGAAGCAGAAGAAGCUUCUUCAACAGAAACAACAGGAGAAAAAGUAAGCCUAAUUAAUGUGUACAAUAGUGCUGGAAUGUAGAUCGAAUGGACUUUUAUGUAUUUGUAUGGGGUUUACCUUGCUUGGCAUAACGUCGUUUGACAGAAUAAGUAUAGGGUAGUUUGACAUAACGGUUGUUUGGUUUAAUAGUCUGAUCAACUGAUAAGUUACGGUUUUAAUGUUUACAGAAAUGUGAACUUGUUCCACGAACGUUGAAAUUCCAAUUCGACUCAAUAAACAAGAUUUUCUUGUUUUCCGUGUAUAUAUUAGCAUUCUGAGAAAUGCUAUUCUACUUAGUGUUAUCCAAAAUCAACCGUUAGCCCUGCCAAGUGGCAUUAUGCCAAAUGGGACAGACCCUUUUGUGUGUUUGUCUUUCGAAAUAGUAUCGGCAUGUGAAUCAAAAGAGAAUAAUACUUCAUUUCCGUACCUUAUUGGAAACUUUCAUAAACAGACAGCAGAAGGAAUGCAACAAAACUGUAAAUAUUAGUUUCAUAAGACUCUAUUUGGAUAAUUGUAACAAUACACGGUAACGAUACUCUACUAAGAGAUGGAAAUAUUCAACACAUUAUAUGGAAAGAAAAAACGCAAUCUCAAUCGAUCAAAGCUACUGUGAAAGUAAAAGAUCAAAUCUGGGCUGUUUCGCUGUUAUUUAGUUGAUUCGGACGAACUAAAUUUGAAAAGGAGUUCAUAAAUAUCGCUGCUGGUGAAUUUUGCGAUGAUUAAUAGAACUGCCGCCAAGUGUAGGGUGGCUUUAUUGAUUAAUUUUAAUUCUCAUUUACAAACACUACUCUAUUAUUUAUUAUGUCACUCAUACACACAUACAUUUACUAGGUUAUCACUUAUGGAAAGUAUAUAAAGUGUGUUGCGUAUACUUAUGGACAAAUUGUUGCGAAUAUUUAAGUUAUCGGUGGAUAAUUAAUAGCCAAACCUAGAUCCGUGGACAGUCAAUAGAAGCAGAAACUCUUAGUAGAGCGUAGAUUAUUCCGUUCAAAAAUUUCAAAUAAUUCGGAUUUUUUUUCAAUCAUCCUCCGAACAACAAUCUUUUUAUAUGUCUCAAAUGUUAAAAAAAAAAGUCUUUAAACACUUUUGGUGGGAGGAUGCUGAUUGACAGAAUGAUUAACGAUACAAACUUGUGCAAGUUGAGCAUGAAUGCUACAAUUUUAUAAUCAGAUAACCUUCAGCAUAGAGCAAAGACUACCGAAUACAGAAUUAAGUUUUGCCCUCAAAUUUUCCUCUAAAACUUGUAAAAAUUGGAACCGAUUGACUCCCCCGUCGUAAGCCUAGUGAGUAUAUAGAUACAUACAAUAGUUUUCGCGUAGAGAUUGAUCACAAACUCUCUUUGUCUUCUAUCAGUAAAGUUAUCUACCUACACACAUAGUUUUAGGGAAGCGAGCUUUCUUACGCAGCAGAGUAUAGUGAACCAGUACGAUUUUAUUUUAUUUUCCCGUAUACGAACAGACACAGAGUAAGAGUAUGAAACUGUGUGUAGAAACCGUAAGCAGUAGAUGGAGACAGUCUGAGAAUAGCGCCAAGAGCCUCGCGUACUAGGUUCUUUUGUCGUCUCACUUUUUCCGGUAUUUCUCCAGAAACCCCACCCCCCAUGACAGCAGAACAAGCAUCAGAACUGCUUCAAACCUGCUCAGUAUUCGCACUGAGCCGUAGUGAACUUAUUUGGAGAAAAUUGUAGAAAGAUAAAAGAAACGGAUAACACUCACACAGAGAUAGAAAGAGAGAGCAAGCAGAACAACACAUGAAGUGGAGAACUAAGUAAAAAUGAAACACGUAAAACUGAACUCAAAUUGUAAA
Aedes albopictus (Asian tiger mosquito) is the source of this 7020-nucleotide messenger RNA. RefSeq names its product E3 ubiquitin-protein ligase TRIM33. Gene Ontology annotation, molecular function: protein binding; ubiquitin protein ligase activity; zinc ion binding. Gene Ontology annotation, biological process: chromatin organization. The record is from RefSeq and is a predicted model, not a curated record. The transcript has 12 exons. NCBI's taxonomy places the organism in Eukaryota, Metazoa, Arthropoda, Insecta, Diptera, Culicidae. Bases 1078 to 4551 code for a protein of 1157 amino acids.